This is a messenger RNA of Oikopleura dioica, 1050 nucleotides long. The record is from the annotation of a GenBank genome assembly. Lineage: Eukaryota; Metazoa; Chordata; Appendicularia; Copelata; Oikopleuridae.
AUGGAAAAUAUAUGCUCUUACUGGGAAAUUAAUCCAAUAACUAAUCGCGUUAGAGUCCGAGCUCCUAAGACAAAAGAGGAAAAUUACCCUGACUAUGACACGGAGGAAGACGAAACAGCCAAAAUGGUUGCAGGAUUAUGCAACAGAACCCUUCCUAGAGGAUCAUCAAAAAAAUCUCGAAAGAGAAGAGCGUUUUCAAGCUCAGAUGAGGAAGAAAAAUCUAGCGAGGAGGAAGAAGAGUCCGAUGAAGAGAAUGGUCAGUACACAAUCGCCCGUAAUCAGAGACGGUAUCAGCAGCAAGAGCAAAGGGACUUCUAUGAUUCCGAGGACAGCCAAGACUUUGAAAAGUCUCGGUCAAAACGGAAGUUCAAAAAGGCUCGUAGAAAGAAGAAACCAACUGUCAUCCGUACUACAACCAAACGCGGGCGGAAACGACUUUAUAAAGACGUGGACGUCAGCAGUUGCGAAGAAGAUGAACCAAAUAGACGGCAUCCGAUCAAACGCACUAAAAGAAAAGCCAAUAAAUCCGACGGUUAUUCUAUCACCAGCUCUGAUUUCCGAAAAUGGCGGAAUUCAAUUCAUGACACAAAUAAUAGGAGCUCGAAACGAAGCCGGAAAUAUUACGAUUCCGAAACAACUUCAAAUGAUGAAGAUUCAGACGUCGAUGAAUCCGAGGAAUCAGAUAAUGAGACCAGACCAAAAUCUAAAGAUGCUAGAAAAAAAUCGGGUGGAAGACAUAACAUUGCCAGACGAGCCGAUUCCAGACGAUCGCAGUCCGUUAUUGUCGAGAACCCCGCGUACAAAUUCAAGCGACAGAAUGAACGGUCCAAGCGGUCUGUUGGAAGAGUCACUACAGUAUCAAAACCCCCAAACAAAUCAAAGUCAGGAAAGUCUAAAUCCGGAAAGUCCGCUAGUAAUAAAAACAAGAAGGGAGAUAAGGGAGCCGGAGAUAGCUCCGAGGGAGAGAAGUCCGAGUAUGACUCCGAUAGGGGAGACAAUGUCGUCGAGAAUCGAGCAGUCACAGACAUCACAGAUUUCUGGACAAAAUGA